UUGGAGAAGUUUAGAAUUGAAAAGAGAAACUGAGAGCACACGGUUUCUGAAGAGGAUUCCCAAUUUCAACGUGUGCGUUUGUUGUCUGAGAAGGAAUGAGUCCAACCCAACCCCGUCUCUUUCUUCAAUCUUCUCCUUCUUUCUUCUCUCUCCAAUAUUCCACUUCCUGGUUGAAAUUUGCUAUUUGUUCUGAUUGAGAUAGUAUGACCGAGAACUAUGGCCAUACUAGUGCAAGUGGCAAUGCGAGCUCUCACUCAAGCUCUAGUUUGAAUAGCAGCUUGCAAGACACAGAGGAUGACCAAACCAUUGCUAGAAUCUUAGCAGAAGAAGAAAGUUUGAAAAAUGGAAACAAGCUUGGGAAGAGACUUUCUCAUUUGAAUUCUAUUCCGCACACUCCACGAGUUAAUGGGGAAAUACCUGAUGUGAAUGAUGCAACAUUAGAUCAUGAGCGGCUAGCUGAAAGGUUGGCCACAUAUGAUUUAGCUGAAUUGCAAAUUGAGGGAGAUGGCAAUUGUCAGUUUCGGGCCCUGGCAGAUCAGUUGUUUCGCAAUCCAGAUUACCACAAGCAUGUAAGGAAAAAGGUUGUCAAGCAGAUUGAUGGAGACUCACCAGCUUAUACAUCUGUUUAUGUAUUUUUAAACAUUCUAUGCCACUGCAAAUAUUUCAUGAAAGGGAAGUAUUUUUUGGUUAGGAUUUGUUCUGAUCAUUGUCUUAUGUUUUGGCUCCAGUUGAAGCAUUUCAGAAAAUUAUAUGAAAGUUAUGUUCCAAUGAAGUACAGAAGCUACCUGAAGCAGAUGAAAAAAUCAGGAGAAUGGGGAGAUCAUCUUACUCUACAAGCUGCUGCUGACCGAUUUGGGGCCAAAAUCUGUUUAAUCACAUCUUUUCGAGAUACUUGCUUCAUUGAGAUCAAUCCCCGAGACGGAAAUCCUACCAGAGAGCUUUGGUUGAGCUUCUGGAGUGAAGUACACUAUAAUUCAUUGUAUGCAAGUGGAGACGUUCCUUCUAGAGCACCGAGAAAAAGGCACUGGCUUUUUUAGAGUUAUCACCUGCUCAAGAUCAUUUAUUUUCUGUACCUAUUCCAUCUCCAUGCUAGAAACUCAGUUAUUGUUUAACAUGACUUCCAGAUUCGAUCUCUUUUCAAUACUUUAAUUGAAAUUUACUUGUCAGAAAUUUGUAUAUGAAUGACGUGUGAUAAUUAUAUGCACCCUUUGCUUAUCGUUCUA
This is a messenger RNA of Vitis vinifera (wine grape), 1223 nucleotides long. Its product is annotated as OVARIAN TUMOR DOMAIN-containing deubiquitinating enzyme 11. Gene Ontology annotation, molecular function: cysteine-type deubiquitinase activity. The record is from RefSeq and is a predicted model, not a curated record. Gene Ontology annotation, biological process: protein deubiquitination. Lineage: Eukaryota; Viridiplantae; Streptophyta; Magnoliopsida; Vitales; Vitaceae. Bases 204 to 1037 code for a protein of 277 amino acids. The transcript has 10 exons.